AUACGCGGCACUCGCGAGGACGUUAGCCCGCCGACCGCCGGCCGCCGCACACGCGUCGCGCGCGUUACCAUGUCCCGCGCCCGUUCCAUGUGUUAAACUGUUAAACUGUGCCUGGAUCACUACUCUCGUUCACUAUGGGUGAAUCGCUGCUGAAAGAGGACCCCCUCUCCAGGAUCCAGAGGGAGAUAAUAGAGGUCACAGAAAGAGAGAGAGAAUUCAAGGAAGGGCACUUCAGGGUGAAUAGAAUGAUGUCGGAGUCGACAAUUGAGAUGAACCAUCAGAAUGGUCACAUGAAUGGUGACGCGGAGAAACCGCCGCGUACAUUAAACCGCGCUGUAUCCACGUCACAGCUCCUCGGGCCCAUCGCCCCUUCGCCGCCUACACCACCGACCUUGCUGAACACAAAUGGUUACACGAGACGCUUCACACCUCAGAAUGGAACCAAAGGCAUCAUGCAGAGGUUCAUAGCUAACAAAGGGAAACUCCCUACCACGUCGCCUAUGACACCUACAUCGCCUGUCGCAUUCGCUCCACCUCUAAUCUUCACACCUUCCCCUGUAGUGGCCCCUAUCAGCCCUACAACGCCUAUCAUCACACGCACGCCCGAAGGCAAACCCGUGCGAAAAGGCUACGUACCUGUUGAGGAGAAAAUCCAAAAAGAGCUUCAAGAGAUGAAGGAUAGAGAACACGAGCUGAAACGCAUGAGGAAGAAGCAGAGGCCGUUCGAUUUGGAGUUGAGCGAUAAUGAGACCAGCUCCGAGUCUGAGGACGAAGAGAUCCCGAUGCCAGGGAAAUUAAAGGCGACUAAAUCUAUAGGGGAGCUAUAUGAAGCUUUAAAUGAUGAGCUACGGUCACCGUCUCCAAGGAACAGCUCUGGACAUGAUUCUAUAGGAAGUUUGAAGCCGGCAAAAUCCUUGGCCGAGUUGUGUGAACUCAGUCCAGGACAGGAAUUCCUCGCGCCAAGUUCUACAAGACUCAUCGCGCAGUGGGAGUCCAUCAUACAGCAGAAACACGAAACUGGUGCGGCCUAACUAGUAUCACGAGAUAUCGUAUGAUAAGUCCAAUGUGAUCGUCGCUCGGACGCGACGCCGAAAUGUGUGUGGGUUUUGGUAACUUUAUCUAGUGCGAAACACGAUACGGUACAGCGGACAGUCUAAUGAGCAGGUCGCGAGUGUGAGUGAACGCCUGGUGAAGAAAUUACAGCGGUUUUUGUCCCCGCAGACUUCAGGUGAUCGAUUUCUUUCAUCGAUCAGUCGCGGCGCGCAAUUAAUUUUCUCCCGAUCGCGAACAAUGCAAAUGAUGGUUAUCCGCAACAGCAAUUAUCUUGUGCAUGCACUGUUGGAAAGCGGCCGAUACAUGAUCCGAACUCCUCGAAGUGUGAGUAAGUUUCUUCCUAUUGUUUGGUAGCUAAAUACUGAAAAACCUGGGUGUUUUGCGUAGCUUUCCCAGUCCGCAGGCGACACGCCGCCGGCGCCAUUGUGCUUGCUGGCUUUCUUGGCGUUGUGAGAAAACUUAUCGUCGUAUUAUGAUCGUAAAAACCGAUGAUUAGCCGGGAAUUUGCUCCCAGUGCCACAAUAAAGCGAUUAAUAACGCUAUUCAGCAUGACGUGGAUUGUUUUCUGUUUCCCGCGUGUCACUGCGGCUCUGUACGUGGUCAUUGCGUUAAUACGCCAAUAAUCAUAAUUCAUCGGUCAAAAGAUUAGGGAACUUUCUACUUCCACACAGUAGGAGAUUGAUGGAUGGACUACGAAUGAGUGUUCGGCCGAAGCUGGCCUUCUAAUGUUUUGAUGCGUCGAGCAUCUCCAUUCGUGUUCAUAUUUCACUAUAAUUUAUAACUCUAAUGAGCGUUCACUUGGCCCGUCAAUGAGGUCACUAGUAUUCCUUUCAAUAUCUAGUAUUAAUGUACUUAACUCUUCACUUUAACGAGUGCCUUUGAAAAUCAGUAGUGUCAAAUAGCGUGCCUUAUUUACAUCUAGUUCUAGUGCACAGAAAUUGCUCUUUAUUUCUUUCAAUUUUAUAUAAUAUCCUAAUUUAAUCCAUUUUUUACAUUCCAUUUUACUUUAUUUAAGGAAACAGUUCAAACAAUAAUGUUAAUUUGAGGCAGUAACUGAUUAAUUAUUAUGAUUAAUUGAAGGCCGAAAGGCAUAAACCUUGACUGUAGUUUCUUGAUGUUUCUUUUUAAUUUCUUAUGCAAUGUUGUUGCGUAUUUUAAUAUUCUAGUGCAUAGGCAAAACAACCAUGUCACUAGCCUUAUAUAUAGCCAUAAAGUGCGGUGUGUGUGGAAUGGGGCAGUGUCAUAACACGUGUUAUUAUUUCAUUGAAUGAAACCGUGAAAAGGUUAAUACAGUGGCGGGUUCUGUGUUUUGCAUUUUAUACAUUGUAUUUUUUUAUGUGGGAUUGUGAUUAGGAGUAGAUUUUGUGGUUAUUCGUAGGAAUCAAUAUUUGAAACGUGAUAUGGCAUUUUCCCGAAUGGUUGGCAAAAUUGUUUUAAAGGCAUCCUCAUGUUACUCGCUACCUAUUGACGAGCGAGAAUAUAUUUAAAAUUGUUUGUUAUACCUAAUAACUCUUUAUUGGUGAACUUUACCACCCCUCAUUAGCGUUUUUCGAGCGUCAGCGUUUAGUCAGUGCUAUGGAAAAUGGUGUUGCUGCGUAGUUGCGUCGAGCAGCAGCCAUAGAGUUGACAAUACGCCGACGCUCGGGAGACGCUAGUGGUGGCCCUCAGAGCCAUCAUACGACAUUGUACUUCCAUAAUUGUCUAUUUAGAGUCUAUAUAGAUCGUGUCAUACACGAGCACGCGUGCCUUAGUUCGUAUUGCCAUGCCAUUAAAGGUUAGAUUUCUCAAUUCGCGCGUCAUCGCGAACGACACGAUAGCCAAACACGCUUAGUGUGCCUGAAUAUUGACUGAUUUCUUUCUUACAAUAAAAAUAUCAUGCGUAAGAAAAAGACGGAUGAAUUUUGUCAGCUUGGUAUACAUUUUACUAGCCAGAAUCUAGUUUUGUGUCGAUUUUGGUAACACAGUCGCGUUUCCUCAAAGUUUUAAAUGUAUUCCGCUGGGCUAUUUUAGCAUAAUAAUAAAUUAGUCAAAUUAAUUUAAUUUUAUUAGUUACUAGAGCAAAAUAAUAAUAAUUGAGAUUGAUAGAAUUAAUUGUUGCAAUAAGGCGCGGUGGUGCCAGCAUAGGAUCUUGUUGAAAUAUAUAUUGUAAUAUACAAAAUGUUCGUCGAAAUGAUUUUUGCGACAGCUGUUUAGGUAUACGGGUUAAAAUUCUUUUCGUUGGCUUAUUUCUGACCACUCUGUCACGCGUGUAUUAUUGCCUUUUCCCAAAUAAAUAAAAAAGUCGAGUGCUAUUGUAUGUAUGUCUUAAUAGCUGUAGAGUAGAUUAUAAUACACAUGGGAAAAAUUAAAAACGAAAUUUUACCACAUACAAAAAGCUACACUCCGUCACAUUAUUUGCGGACAAAAAACAAUAAGACAACGGAAAUAAUUUUGUCCCGUAUAAAAGCCAUCCUGAAUGUAUUUCUAUCUAAAAUAACUGAGAAUACAAAAAGUACAUAAUUUGUUAUACAUCUCUAUUUUGCAACACGACGUAGAGCCGGCAAAAUCGGUGAUAGAAUUUUUAUAAAGUAAAGACGCUAACCCCGAAGAAUUUCGUACAUCGACACGUCAUUUCCUGUCUCUUUCACACACGCAUAAUUUUAUUAUAUUGCUGGCCCGCUGAUUAUGCCGGUGCACGGUGGUUAAUACCACUGUGCGAGAGGGACAGCAAUGUAAUUAUGCGCGUUCGAAAGAGAUAGGAAUGGCAUGUCAAUAUACGAAAUUCCAUGAUUUGAGUGGAUACGUACUUUUGCAGCUCGCUGGACCCACUUACUAAUAUCUACAUACGUCACGUAAUAUUUUCUCAUCUGGAAAAUGUUGUAUGGGGAAACCGGAGUGUUUAGUCGGGUGACCGGCCGUUGUUUAUACUACGGGCGGGGACCGCAUGAUCUGCUGCGUCAUAUGAUACCCUGAUAAGCCCCAUGGCACACGUUCAUAAAGUGAGGCUAAGUUUUGAAAAAAAAAAAAAAGUACUAAAAAUUUAAUUGGCUGAAAAAAUUAAAAAAGUACCACUUCCGGUGACAAAAAAAGUGAAAUUUACGUCAUCGGAUACCAUGGGGGCUUAUCAAGCUAUCAGAUGACAUGACACUUUGUCCUAGACGGCAAAAGUCGCCUUUACAACCUUUUGUCCGGUACAACGUAGUGUUGCAAAUGUGUAGUUUUGUCUAUUCUGUACAAAUGUACUAUUAAAAUAUCUUUUGAAUUAUACUACAUGUAGCCCCAUAAUGGACACUUUCUCAACGUUCCGUAAAAAAUGUGAUAAUAAAUUGCCUUAAUAUUUUUAACUUUACAUUAUAUUAUAUACAGUUUUGUAAAAUACCGUUCGGACCGUUUACAAAUGAAAUGAACUACUUAUUUAUAUUGUGCAUAGUAGUUAAAUUGUUAAUUUAUAAAUAUUUAAGUUUUUGAAAUAAAUACAUUGUGAAAAGCA
This is a messenger RNA of Cydia pomonella (codling moth), 4522 nucleotides long. RefSeq lists its product as uncharacterized. The record is from RefSeq and is a predicted model, not a curated record. The transcript is spliced from 2 exons. The coding region runs from base 135 to 1031 and encodes 298 amino acids. Lineage: Eukaryota; Metazoa; Arthropoda; Insecta; Lepidoptera; Tortricidae.